Hydatigera taeniaeformis is the source of this 5049-nucleotide messenger RNA. The record is from the annotation of a GenBank genome assembly. NCBI's taxonomy places the organism in Eukaryota, Metazoa, Platyhelminthes, Cestoda, Cyclophyllidea, Taeniidae.
AUGAGGAACGCCGACAACAUCUUGAACACUAUUAAGUCGAUCCUCUCUGAAGCGUCAAUAUCAGCCUCGCUGAACAGCAGCUUACUGCCACCGACCGUCAUUCAAAUGCCACCGAGGCCCGCCCUCCCCGCACUCUGUGUAGCCAUCAUGAGCGCUGCGUUGUCAGGCUUCGCCUCACCUCGUAUUGCCGUCCACGUAGCGCUCUUACGUCUUCUAAACACCUCCGUUGACCUUUUUCUUGGCUGCACUCACGUCGGUAUUGCUGAUCACUUGGUCUCCUUGGACUUUCUUAACACGUUAAAGCCACCGCCUGGAGAUUUCCUACCCACUCAGAACGUGACACCGGGGUUCGAUGACGUGAUGGAACUGUGGGGCAUAAUGCUUUCAACAUACGCGAGGGAUUGGCGCAGCAACCUGUACUCUAGUGAUGCCCUUGAAGGUCGUCGCCAGCAGAACUUCGAACACUCUCGAUGUGCCUAUGUUGGCCUGCUUCGUGCCCUCUUCCGUCUCCUUUCUGCCCUCUGGACUCCCGAAUCGUGCGCUUUUAUGUUACCCUCAAUUACCUCCUUCGAGCUCUCACUAGGGCUCCUUGACUGCCAUCUCGUCCACUCCGCCGCUACUGCCGCCUCGAAGGCAGACGCUAUCGGCCUGUCCGCCUAUGUGCGUUUUUUAGACCCUGAGAUCUUCCUCCUCCGUAGGCGAUUGGUCGAUUUCUUCCAUGUAACUGCGUCUGCUGUAGCUUUCGUUCGGGGCCUAUAUUCCCUUCAGGAAGUGGAAAAACCUGCACUGGAAGAUUUAAUGAAGCAAGCUAUAAAUGGAUUGGGUGCCGUCGAAUUUUUCUUCGAAAGUUACAUCCCAAAAUUUGUAAAGCUUCUCUCCGAAAUCCCACUGAUCGUGGAGGAGUCAAUCUGUAGUACCUUGAUGUCUCAAGGUAGACCAUAUCUACUAAUGCUUCUUGCUCAUCCCUUGGACGGUGUUCGAAGGGUGACGUAUGCACAGAUUUUGGAUGUUAUUUCAACAAACAUUUCGAUCGACCUGGCAGCAGAUCCAACGUCACACCGCUACAAAAGCCUCACCUUUCUUCUCACUCCUGAAAUUCUCGGCGAAAUUGUCGAAUUCGGUCUGCAAGACUCAGUCCCAGAGAUCGUUUCGUCCGUUCAAACAUGCCUUCGUAUCCUCCUUGAUGCUCACCAGCUCAUUCCACAACCCAUGUGGCUUCUGCUUGUGAAUCUCCUCGUGGAGUCUCCUCACAAAUCCUUUGAACUCAACUGCCUUCUCACUAGCUCUGAUUGGUGCCCUCUUAAGCCUCUUCUGUCUCUCGGAAUAGCUCCACUUACCACCUCCUGUGAUAGUUUGCUUGCGGAGCGUGUUCUAGACGCUUGUCAAGGUGUUAGUGGCUUCGCAGGCAUUCACUCAAUCCCAGUGGCGCCGCUUUUGCCCCUGCUCUAUCUUCCUCUAUCAACAACGCGUCUGAAAGCUGCCGGAUCGAUCGCUCGCAUUCUCAGAACCAAUUUCCAUCCAGCAAAGGAGGUGAUAGAAGUGGUUACUUCGAUAGAAGAGACGCUGGGUGAUCUCCUUUUUGUGGUGUCUGAAGCAAAACCUUCGGUAAAAGAGAUCAUUUCGCAGGACUUUAUCCGUCAUUUGUCCAUGGUGAUGGACGAUUUUGGUGAAUGCGGGACAGCACUCGUCAAUGCGUUGGAACUGGUGACCGACGAGGUGGCUACUGUGGAAGUUCGACGUAGCGCCGGGGAACAGGUUUUGGCGAUCAUCACCUCACCUGUUGGACUAACUUACUGGCAUGAGGUGGGCGGCCCAACCAUAAUUACUGAAUGGAUUUCUACGUUGCCAAGCGCCAUGGGGCAGACUCUGGCUGGCAAGCUUCUCAUCGAACCCGUUGUGCGCAUCCAGUUGGCCAUCGUUCAAUUUGUUGUCACUUAUGACUUCGACUCUCGCGUUCAACUCUAUCUAAAUCAAUCAACCUGUCUUCUUCCCCUCCUCUUCAUUGGGCUCUGCUUUUGGAAGGUGGACGAAAUUCGCCGAUGUGUUUCAGCGAUCAUUGCUCUGGUCAUCUUCACUCCAGCAAUCAGAACUUCCGAUGAAUCCCCCGUGUGUCUGCCACAGGCAAUCACUCGCUCCUUCUGUCUGCCCUUCGUCUGUCCUAUCUACUGCCUCCAAUCGCGCCAUCGCAUUGAACGGCCUGACUUCUCGAAUCUUCUUAACCAUCUCACUAACGCUCGUGCUCUAUUUGUCCCGCCUUCACAGAGGACACGGUUGAUAACAGUGGCGGUGAUUAGAGCUCUUCGUGCUAUUUUGGGUUCCCUCCUUGAAAAGGGUGAUGCUCUGACUAUUGAUCCAAUUCUGAACUGCACAACCACAGAGUCUGUCAUCGUGGAAGCCACGCAACUCUCUAGUGCCAUUCCACGUGUUCUCCAAGGCAUCCGGACGUCUAGCUCUCACGCAGAGGCCUCGAUGCAUAUGAGCCACCUCCAUCUGCUUGCUGUUGUCUUUUGGCGUAGUCCUGCAAGGUCUAUGGUGUGGUGGCACAAGGCGGAUUUGGCCCGCUUCCUCCACGCCCUACCUUCCUGCACUGAUGACUACCGCUUGCUUAUGCAUUGCCUUCAAACAUUGACCAAUUUAGAUUUCAGUCCGCCUUGUUGUAAUCUCCGUACGAUUCCGUCGGUUUCUGGAGCUAAGACUUGGAACUAUGUGAUUUGUUGGAUGCCUUUCGCCGGAUUCCUAUAUAUGCUGCAGAUGUCCAAGUGGAUUUUGGAAGAAAUCAUGACGACUGCCUCACCAUUGGCUUACCUACUGCUCCGUUUCGAUGCGGGAGUUGGUGCCACAGAUAGUGAGCGCCUGAUGGAGGCAAAGCUCACACUUCAUUUUCGCACUCUCCCACGCCUUUUCGACGCCCUUCUUGCUUGCGAGGACUUCCUUGCUGAUAUUGGCGCCGAUACAUUGGAGAGAUCUGCAUCGGUUGUCUCAUCGGACGAGCUUUGCAGGCUAAGCGAUGGGUUUUCGGCUCUGGAUUUCCUUUUCCAAUGGUCUCUCAAGGUCAUAGAACUUCAUGCAAAUUUCCUGAACGAGCACAUCGCCACCCUCCACACAGCCGUCAAAAUCCUUCAGCGCAUUACUUUGAGGACCUCUUGGAUAGCUGGUGUGCAGCAUACCGAUGUCACAUUCGGCGUGCUCUUCCAAAGAACGACUUACCUGAUCAGUUGCAUUUUGGAAGGCGAGAAAUGUGCUCGCCUGCAUAGUGGCAUUCUGUACUCUUCGUUAGCACUCUUGCACAACGCUCUGCUUCUACUGACUUCCGAGUGGCGAGGUUCAAUUUCAUCACUUGACACUUAUUUGAUUUCGCCAUGGCUUUCUCAGCUAACGCAUCAACGCUACAGCACUGAAAUUCGCUGUUUGGCUGUCACACUGCUUGCCCAGGCAGUUUUGUUUGACAAUUUUGAAGAGGAAUCUAUUGACAUUUGGAAUACGGCUUUCUCUCUACUCUUGAACCCUACGGAAUUGCCAAAGGUGCGGGCGGCUGCAGCUCAUUUGCUUGCAAACUUAACCGCUCGCCUUAAAAAGGCUGACCUUUCUGUGGAUUCAGGAAUUUUUGACAGUCCUCUUAUACCUACUUUUGUAGACCAACAAACACAGAUGCGUCUCUUUGGAACUGAUGCAGUUCAAAGAAUGUUGGAAGUGAAUAAUUUCUUUUCGAUAAUGUGUAAAAUGUUAAGAAACUAUUACGCCCUACCAGAACUAUCUGAAGAAACGCCAAAGUUGUGUUUAAAUUUAUGGCAGGACGUUGAAGGUUCUCAGAAUGUGUCUCCUCAACCAAAUCUCUGCUAUUUUUCAACUCCCCUCCUUAUCAGUCGAAUUUGCACUUUCGUUGGAAAUCUCUUUCACGCUCUUCCACCUGACUUUAUUCUCAAAAAUUUCGAAGAAAACCAGCUCUGCGUUGCACUGAUGAGGGUCAUUAAUCCGAAACUGCUAUAUCGUUUGAGUGGAAGUAGAGAGAAUUGUCGUCCAUGCAUCAUGGAGUGUAUGGCGCAACGUCACUCGGCCUCAGCUUUUACACAAAUUCUGCGGCUCUUCCGGCUCUUAUUUUCCAUCAGCCCACAACGGAAGCUCACCUUCUUAUCCGAUCUUCGAUUUCUCACUCUUCUAUCCGCCAGCUUCUCUUGUUUCUCACUUGACUCGGCUGACCUCAGGGAUCUAUGGAAGGAGACAAUGCUCUUUUACAUUGCUCUCCUAGAGCCCGAGACAGAAGGCUCGGCAGACUUUGUGCUGCGUCACGCUCUCCGCCCUUUAGCCUCACAGGUACACCAAUGGGGUCCGCUCAUCGACCAACUGAUCCGUAGGGUGGUCGACCUCAACCGUACUUCUCUCACAGAAGGUGCUGCUUGUAAUGAAGCGUCACGCUUGACGACGUUCAAUCUGCUCUACGUUGCACUCACAUUCCUGUCCGUCGUUUUUUCACGAUGCUUCUCGUACACUUUUGGAAACCAAAAAUGGUCCAAUGCAUCUGGUUCGUCCUCCACCAAUUCACCCUUAGCCGAUCCAGUAUCAUCUGCUUUGAACUCCGUCGCAUCUGGACAAAUUGCUGAGACUCUCAUCAUUCUGAGAACAUCUUUUCCACACCCUAGAAUAGACCUGGAUGGUGUUCUUCUUGACAGUGCAUCCGGCAAUGGUGGUGACCAAGAAAGUCCACACAUGUUCUGGCAAUCGGAGAUCCACAAGCAGGCGGUGCACUCGGCGCUAAAAAUACUAUUUGGCACUUCAUUUGCGGCCAAGAAGGCAGCUCUUGAAGGUGAGAUGAGGAUUAGUUGUUUGGUACUGGACAUCUGGCCACUGGGACUCACCGACAAUCGAGUGAUGCACAACCUUCUCUAUUGUCUCAUCAACCUCUCUGCUGAUUCUUCCUCAGUCUUCAGCGUCAUUUUUACCGCCACCACCCCCGCCAUUUCUUCAUUGUGUGGCGAAGUGUCUCAAACAUCUCCCUGUGCUCAUCCUACCAUCGGUAUGUUUUUUCUCUUCCUCCUUUCACCAUUUUUAUAG